Lodderomyces oxycetoniae is the source of this 828-nucleotide messenger RNA. RefSeq lists its product as uncharacterized. The transcript has a single exon. The record is from RefSeq and is a predicted model, not a curated record. The coding region runs from base 1 to 828 and encodes 275 amino acids. Lineage: Eukaryota; Fungi; Ascomycota; Pichiomycetes; Serinales; Debaryomycetaceae.
AUGACCUCGAUAAGUCAAAUGGCAUUCACAUCAAAUAGUCAAGAUAGUGACUCCUUCUCACUGCAUCCGAAACAGGAAACUGUUGUACUAGAAGAUUCUCAAAAGUCAAAACAAGUCUUUGAAGAAGCUAAGAAAACUGUUGUACUAGAGGAUUCUCAGAAAUCCAAACAAGUCCUCGAAGAAGCUAAGGAAACGGUUUUGGAUCCAUGUACUGUAUUUCACCCAAUCAGUAAAGGGUUCAUAGAUCUUAGUGGUCUUUCGUCGUUUGGUAACGAGAACAAGCCAAUGCCAUGGAACUCUCGUGGGUACGAUUCCGGCAAAAACUACACCAUAGGCAUCUGCUCCAACCCAUUCAAGAAACACCACGAUAAUUUGAAUGAAAUACAGGAUAACGUCAAUGCGACUAAUAUUGGAGCUUUCUACGUUGACCCCGUAACUAACAAAUACGUUUCAAUUGGCGAGUUUUCAACAGAGCCAAAAUUCAGAGGAAGAAAACUAACGUUGACUUAUGAGAAUGGGUCGUAUUGCGAUGCUCAAGAUUCCAAAACUGGAAAUAGGCUACGUAAGGCAACGAUAUUGACAUUCACAUGCGAUAGAGAAAUGUCAGCUAGAGCUGUAAUUUCGUAUAUCGGAAACUUUAAUGACUGCUCCUAUUUCUUCGAAGUCAAGAGUCACCACGCCUGUCCCACGGCCGCAAAAGCAAAUAACCUCGCAGCAGUGUGGAUUUUUUUGCUCAUCUUUUGUGCUGCACUCCUUGUUUAUCUCAGUGGUGGAUUGUUGUAUAGACAAAUGAAGUUAAACAAAACUACAAGGAUAGGAAAAGUAUAA